UGCAUGGACACAGCUCCAGAGUUUGGGGAUAAUGGGCUCCCGCAAGGACCCGGGCUGUCCGAUUGUGCGCACACAGACCCAGGUUCGUCUGAGCAAGCGAGUGAGUGAGUGCACAGACCCGUUCAUUCAAGUGCACGCGCACAGGGACCGGGUCUGCGCUACUGUAAAACCCUCCCCAGCCCCCGCUGCUUCAGAUCCUCACCCAGCAGAGAAAUUGUCUCAAUAUAGAUACUCAGGACAAACUCGAGCCAGUUCAAAUAGAUCCCAAACCAGUGAACUUGAACUGUACAAAGACACAUAUGUGUAAAAACCAAAGGAGAGGAGGCUUUAUGAACUGAAGGACAUUCAACAGGAAAUCCACUGACUGACCUCCGGAGGAAGCGGGCCGGCCCAGAAUGGAAUUCUAUUCUAGGCCGGCCUAAUUCAGAAUCAGGCCGACCCAGAUUGGAAUUCUAUUCUGGGCUGGCCUAGAAUGGAAUCCUGCAGCUAUAAUGUUAUUUUUAUACCAUGUUUAAUACAAGUGGGGCUCCUCAGUAUAUAAAUGGUGGGGACCACAGGAUCAUCAAUUCAUUUACUAUCCACCAUGGAGCAACGCACAACAUUCGAGCAGCUGCUGGAGAACCAUAUUUCAUCACUGUGUCCAAGCAGGAAGGACAAAUUUCUACUAAGUGAGGACCAGUACCAGAAGAUCAUAGCAGCCUUGACCCUGGAAAAAGGACAGAAGUGUGCAGAUGGUGCCAAGUUUAAACACUGGAGCCACAGCAACUUUGAAACCCAGAUCAUUGGCAACAAGACAGUGCUCUUCUGCAAGAAGACUGCCAAUCCUGUCAUCACCAAAGACGACUUGUAUACUACCAUACACCAGUGCCACGAGAGAAUUGGCCAUUGCGGGCGCCACAAGACAUGGGAUGACGUCAAGAAGAACUACGCCUUUAUACCAAGGGUUGCUGUGGAAAUCUACCUGCAGACCUGUCUCACCUGCAACACCCGUCAGCCUGUGAAGCAGCCAAAGUCAGCUAAGCCCAUCUUCUCCCUUGGGUUCCUCACAAGAGUUCAAGUAGACCUCAUAGACAUGACCAGCAGACCUGAUGGUGACUUCAAAUGGAUUCUUCAUGCGAGAGACCACUACUCAAAGUUUUCCUGGGCAUUUCCCCUCACAUCCAAGAGAGCUGCAGAGGUGGCUGAGAAACUUGUCAUGCUGUUCUCCAUGUUUGGACCACCCAGGAUUCUUCAGUCCGACAAUGGCAGAGAAUUUGUGGCAGCAAUCAUCACUGAGAUCACAACCCUUUGGCCAGGCAUGUUGAUUAUCCAUGGCAGACCUAGGUACCCCCAGAGCCAAGGAUGUGUUGAGCGAGGAAAUGGUGAUCUACAGCUGAAACUGGGGAAGUGGCUUGAGGAGCAUGACGUCACCUGGUCAACCGCGCUGCAGUUUGUUACACAUGCUAUAAACACAUCGACAGCAAGUGCCACUGGUAAAACACCGUAUGAGGUUGUUUUUGGACAAGCACCUCACCAGGACUGCUUUCUUCUCCAGCAGUUAGCAGAACAGGGUUCCUUGGAAGAAGAGGACAUCGAUCCUGCACUGUCUGAACCAGAAUCCAAGGUCCAAGAUGUCAAGCCGGAACCACAAGAGGUCCUGCUAGAGCCACAGGAAGCCCAGCAAGAGCCACAGGAAGCUUUGUCAAAUGGCAUUGAAGAACCACAGACUUCUGCAAGGGCUCUACUUGAUAUGCUUUCUUCAGCUUCAUCAUCCUCUAGUCAAACCACCGAAUUCCAGCAAGAUGAGGUUCCUUCGUUAUACCAAUCCACUGCAACAGCUGUUUCAUCGGGACCAUCAUCCGUGAAGCGUAGCCAUGAGUACUACUUGUUGCACCAAGCCAACAUUGUAGCAGAAGGCUUCAAGAUCACCAACUGCAACACUCUCCAUGGAUCUACAUUCGACAAGGAUUCCCACACCAUCAUUCAGAUCACCAAUGUCUUUGAUGAUUCCUUCAUCCCGGAGAAACACAACCCACAAGAAGAACCACUGCAAGAAGGACAGUAUGUGCUUUGGAGUCUUGACAGCCUGGCUGACACUGAUUCAUCAGACUCUCCUCAUUCAAGAGUUAGACGUGAAGCAACUGCAUCAUACCUACAAACUGCUCAACGCCAGAACCAGCGACACACUAAGCAGACACAACAGCUUAAAGACUACUCUGUAGGCGCUACUGUCGGUAUCCGGAUCAAUAAUGCAGACCGCACAAACACAGAUGCCAGAGUACUUCCUUCUGACCUGGUAGAUAUGAAGUCUGUCGUGUUUCCAGCCCUUGAGAACGCCGACCCGCAAACUUUGUCCGAGAUUUCCCUCAUCCAAGCCAGCAGAGACCAGACCAAAUACAAGUGUACCACCUCUACCUCCAAGUGCCAGUGCCGUGGGAGCUGUAUUUCGAAUAAAUGCCGCUGCAAGAAAGCUGGACUCAAGUGUUCUACCAAGUGCCACGUGGACAACCAGGGAUGCCAGAACAAGUUUUAAGACUUCAGUGCAAGUUUGAUUGCAUAUUCAACAAUGUGACAUUUUUGGUCUAUUAGUGCCGAUUUACAUUUUCAGUCUUACAUACCUUGAGUAACAAUUACCAAUUUCAGUCGAUUUCACUGUACCAUAUAUUGGUGGAGAGUAUCACUAGGUUCUAUUUGUAAAUAAAGUGUAU
Messenger RNA from Sphaeramia orbicularis (orbiculate cardinalfish), 2687 nucleotides. RefSeq names its product SCAN domain-containing protein 3-like. The transcript has 9 exons. NCBI's taxonomy places the organism in Eukaryota, Metazoa, Chordata, Actinopteri, Kurtiformes, Apogonidae. The record is from RefSeq and is a predicted model, not a curated record. Gene Ontology annotation, biological process: DNA integration. Gene Ontology annotation, molecular function: nucleic acid binding. The coding region runs from base 542 to 2512 and encodes 656 amino acids.